This is a messenger RNA of Ictalurus furcatus (blue catfish), 5017 nucleotides long. RefSeq names its product zinc finger DHHC-type containing 24 (gene zdhhc24). Gene Ontology annotation, molecular function: protein-cysteine S-palmitoyltransferase activity. Gene Ontology annotation, biological process: protein targeting to membrane; peptidyl-L-cysteine S-palmitoylation. The transcript is spliced from 3 exons. Lineage: Eukaryota; Metazoa; Chordata; Actinopteri; Siluriformes; Ictaluridae. Gene Ontology annotation, cellular component: endoplasmic reticulum; Golgi apparatus. The record is from RefSeq and is a predicted model, not a curated record. The coding region runs from base 962 to 1846 and encodes 294 amino acids.
GGGGGUGAGAAACAGCCGAGUAGCUGUGAUGAGAAAUGAGACCGUACCUUGUGAAGUGACUCGCACAGCGCCAGUUUUUAUAUCCUUUACUGCUCUCCAUCACUGUCCAUAAAACAUUAUGGCGAAACCCCCAUUGCCUGAACAACUGCUAUACAGAUUAAAAGAUUUAGGGAUUAGGGAUUUAGGAAUCCUCUGUGAAAUGGUCACAGGGCGAUAGUGUCACUCGUCAGACUGACACAUUUAUGAACACAUUUAUGUGAUUGGUCCUUUGGUAAGAUUAUUUCCCCAUGUUCUUAUUAAUUAGUGGGCUAAUGUAGGCUUCACUUUAAACCUGGGGAGUAAUUUUCUUAUUGCUUGAAUGUGAAGUGUGAGUCGUAUCGCCAUAAUAUAGAAAUUAUAUGAAUGUAAAUGCUUGACAUAUCAACAGUUUGUUGAACUGCUUAAGUCCAUUAUUUCUUGUAAGUAGGAACCAGUGUGUCCCAACCGUUUGCUCUUAAGGGACGCUUAAAAUUGUAACACAAUAAUCAUGUGCCGUGCUACUGUUUAGCUUGUUAGCCAACUAGCUCUUUACCUACGUUGAGAGCUCAGAGCUCAUUUCCAACACAACAUAGAAAUAAAUGGAUCGACACGCCGGUAUAAAUAUUUCACGUUUGUUUUAGCCACUAAGCGGCUAAGCCGAUGUGAAACAGGGCAGCUGUUCUUAAUGUGCCAUGAUUGGAGCUAGUUAGCUGACUUAACUCACUUGCUAAACUUGAAAGACAGCUUUACAAGGCUUUUAGAAUUGUCCCAGACAUUAAUAAGCCCCUCUCAUAUUACUUAUUCAUUUAAACUGGACUACAGCGUGACACCUGUAGGAGCUAUGGACUAGUUAUUGAUUUGUAUGAAUUUAGUGUCCUGCAUCAAGACGAUUCGUACAUGGCUACCGGUCACUGAGCAGAGUUUUAAUAGAAACUGCUGGUAGAUGGUGAAGAUGGUCAGUUUUGGGAGGAAAGUGUGGUGUGGGAUGGAGAAGGGCUUCCGCUACCUGCCCAUCGUGCUCAAUACAACUCUGGUGUUCUCCAUCACGGCUGAAGUGAGCUAUCUGGUUUUGAUGGAAGCCCCCUUGGAGCCAGCACAGAAGGAGUCUGAGUGGUCUGCUCAUUGGAAGACCAUGCAUCUGUUUGCCCAGUACUUCAUGCUGGGAAGCAUAACAUGGAACGCCUCUCUGUUCCUUAAAACCAACCCAAGUAUCCGUGGAGUAUUUCUUAAUGGGGAUAUCGUGGGGCAGGGUUGGAGAUACUGUUACACCUGUGAGACACACACUCCUCCACGAUGCUCACAUUGUUAUGACUGCAACGUGUGUGUCCUGCGUCGAGAUCACCACUGUGUCUUCUUCGGCCAGUGUGUAGGCUUCCGCAAUUACCGCUACUUCCUGAGCUGUCUGCUGUUCAUGUGGGCUGGUCUGCUGUACGCUGUGGUGAUGAAUGCUGAGGUCUUCAUCGUCAUCUUGAAGGAAGGUGUUACCUUUCACAGCUUCAUGCUGCUCAUGGUGCCAUGGAUUAUGCUGGUCACUGGUCAGGUGACAGCGCAAGCAUUCACCUUUGCCUUCAUUGCUGACACCUGUGUGGUUGGCUUCCUGCUGGUCUCCGCCUUCCUCUUUUUCCAUGUAGCGUUGAUGCUGAGAGGGCAGACGACGAGGGAAUGGUAUUCAACCCGGCGGCCGUACAGUCUCGGAGUGCUCGCCAACGUCCGUGAGUGCUUGGGUGAGCACUGGUAUAUCUGCUGGCUCUGUCCUCUCAUUCCCUCCACCCUGCCUGGCGAUGGCAUCUACUUCAAAGUCACUGGCUCUCUUGAACCAAUGAAGUGAAGGCUCUGUGCAACUAAUUUGGCUCUAAAGCUGAAGAGAUUCUGAUGUUCUUUAUAUCUAAAAGUGGAUGCAGUUGAUUUUACCUUCAAAUCCUGUUGUGGAGACUGCAUUAACUUUAGUGUCACAAGCAGUAAAAUUGGUUCUGUACAGCUAUCCAUAAUAAUAUGAAGCCAGAUCUAUAGGUAAUGAGAAGCCAGGGAAGGAUUCCAUUUAAGAUUAGUAGAUUUGAAGCACUGAUUACACUGACUGUGCACUGAGUGAAUAUUCUACCAGCUAUCUUUAAACAAUUACCAGCUAUAUUUGCAUCUUGGGAACCAGCAAGAAUCUUCAUUUUAUUUUUCACAAGUUAUUUUGCCAAAUCACUGUAUAUAGAAACAGUUUAUGGUUCACUGUUGAUUUUGAUUUGAUAGAUAUCUAUUGUCCUGGAGUAUAAUGUGAUGUAGAUCUUGCAUUUAAUGCAUAUAUAUUAUUGUCCCAGCACAUUGUAUUUAUAAUAUAAACCAACUGAAUGCUAUUGUGCUGAAAGGAUUUAGUCUUGGAUGCACUUUAUUUUUAUUUACUCUAUUGGGUUUUCUUUUACAUUUUUUUCAUUGAUGUGCCAAAUAACAUGUUGAAAUCUAUAUGCCAAGGUAUUACUGUUACUUUUGAGUCUAUAUACCAUUCAUCUAAGGGUUAUGUUAGAGUUUACUCAGAGAAACAAUAAAAUAAAUAUCACUCACCUGUGACAAGCUCUGAGUUCCCUCUAUCUUACUUGAAUAUUAAUGUUUGCAUUUGGCAUUCAUUCCAUCAACUCCAUCUGCAUUCAUUAAAUAUAAAUCGAAUUUCUACAAUCAACAUCAUCAUAACCAUAAACAUAUAGGCACCCUUCAGUCUUAGUAAAACCUUUUACAAACCAUCAUUCAAUUUGUACUAUUAAUUUUUUUAAUGCCAAUCUCUCUUACCUGGUGAAUCAAUACUCCUCUAUUAGAUUUGUUCAAAGACUUCUCAAGUAAUGGUGCCCUGGCCAGAGACCCUUUGAGAGAUUUAAAUAAAACGAGUCGAGUGCAUUGUGACCUUUUUCUUGUGUUCCUCCAUGAAGGUGCACUAGAAUGUUCUAUUCAGGAAACACCAUCACUGAUGAAGGGUUUGAGUAAGGAGGGGUGCACACAUUUCAACAAUAAGAAUAGCUAAGGUAGCUAGCGUCUUGCACCUGUACUCAUUUCCACACAUCUUCCAUAUUCUGCCUUUCUAUACUUCUGUGUUCUUGUAGCUAGCAUUUCUAUAUACCUAGAGAAGACAGGCCUUGCAUAGUGAUGUAGUUAAUUAUGUAACUCAGCCCCUUGACAUAUAACUACUUGUUUACACAUUCAGUUUUAUCAUCUUUAUUACAUGCCAAGAAUAAAAGUUGCAAAAUGGCACUAAUUAAACCAUCUAAUUGAACCAUACAGGUACAGUAUUUGAUGCCAUCCACUGUUAAUAUGAUUUCAAUAUUGAUGCAAAACUUAAAAUGUUAAUGCCUACAGUGUUCAAUAAGUUCUUAUAGUAUUUAUCAAGAUGUGAUGUGAGUAACAUGCUAAGUCACCAAAUUAAAAUAAACAAAACAACUUUGAGUUUAACACCAGUUACUUGGAUUUGUUUCCCUCACCCCUUCACUUCGAAGCAGGGAUUGCACUAGUGUUUAAUGAUGGAGCAACUUGCCAUUUUUCUCUUAGGGCUGAUUCAAGUAAUUUGGCCAUAUCUUUCAUUCGUUUAUUCACAGUGGUCAAAAGUCUCACGUGUCCCAAAAGUCUCCGUACAUAGGGAGACAUGUUUGCCAGCACCAUGUCGGUUGUGCCUUUGUCAGUGAAUCUUCUUGGUUGGGUUGCAACCUUUCUAGCCUUUUUAAAUUUUUAAAUAAGUUUUGUAACAGUGUUGUGUGCGUGAUGUGCUCUCCAUGUUUCCUGUUGAAGUCCAUUGCAAACUUGUGACAGCUUCCCGAUCCAACCAUGUUUUUGUUUGAGGGUUUUCUUGCAUGUACUGCCCGUUUCAAAUCCCCCCACAACAUUUCAUUGGGCUUUGACUAGGCUAUUCCAUAACCCUCCACAACCCUCUGUCUUUGCCUAUUUGCUCAUUGGCAAACUGUAGUCUUGCUCUAAUGUUCUUUUCAGACAGCAAAGGCUUUUUUCCUGGCACGCCUCCCAUGCAGGUCAAAUCUCUUUCUGAUUGUGGACGCAUGCACUUUGACACCAACAGUUGCAAGACUUACCAGCAGAUACUGUGAUGAAAUUUUGGGGUUCUUGAAGGCUUCUUUUUGCAUCAGACCAUCUGCUCUUGGGCUGAAUUUGCUGGGACAGCCGGUCCUGGACAAAUUGGCAGUCAUUUGAAAUCUGCACCACUUGUAGGUGAUUUUUUUACAGUGGAAUGAUGUAUUUCAAACCAUUUGUAGAUCUUUUGAAAUCCCUUGCCAGACUCAUAGCCAUCCACUACUUUUUUUUCUGAAGGCCUUACAGAACUCUUUAGAUCUUGGCAUGAUGACACCACACACCUCAAUAACAAUGGGAACACCAGACACUAGAUAUUAGAGCAGUUUAAAUAAGACAGGUUCCACCUGCACUCCUUAGGCAGGUUCUAAUCACUGGCACCCAAUCUAGAACACCUGAUUCUAAUUUUAUGGAUUUAAAGGUGUGAUAAAUGUAGGGGUGUACUUACUUUUUCCAUGUGACUAAUCUGGGGUUUUUUUUUUUUUUGUUAAUUUAAAUUGUGAACAUUACUCCAAAAUGUAAAUUUUAUAUAAUUUGAUAGUGUAUCACCUUUAUUAAUAGGCAUUGUUUCAAAGAAGAUCAAAUGUUUGCUUGUCCAAAUAAGUAAAAAAUAAAUAAAUAAUAAUAAUAAUGAUAAUUCCAUGGGGUGUACUUAUUUUUUCACUUGACUCUCUCUCUCUCUCUCUCUCUCUCUCUCUCUCUCUCUCUCUCUAUAUAUAUAUAUAUAUAUAAAUCCUCCUGAGAUCCCGCCCACUGACUUGUGUCCUCUGUAGUGGACUUUUUGUUUUCAUGCAUGUCCUUUGACUUUUUUGAUCUACUUUCUACUUUCAGCAAUUCUUGAGGACAUACACAGAGACAAACACAGAGGUCAUCCUGGGCUUUCUAGUGAUAUGUCAUGUUAUAGGCUGGAAUGCUAAGAACACCUUCUUACACUGCAUCCAAAAUGGCUGGC